GCACGAGCGUUGCGCACUAGCAUGGAGGGUCAGGAAUCAGGAUGGUAUGGCUUCAAUGUCACAUUGUUUUAAUAACAGCCACAUAACAGAGGGACGACUUUAAUUUACUGCCUUUGUAAGGUUUGGAUGUUUAAAGCAGUGUGCCAUAAGCCAGUGACUGCUUAAAGAAUUCCAUCAAGCUGCAUCUCUCUCUCUUCCUGCGUUAUAUUUUGGUCCACCAUGUCCACUCAGAUUUGCAAAGUGUUAAAGCUGCUGACACGCCCUGGCUGUUGCCAUGCCAUCGGAUGUAGAUCCCAUUUGUACCAGGAUGUAUUGAUGGUUGCUGGACCUUUUGGCUUCUGUGUUUUUGGGGUUCCUGUGAUUCAUAGAAGGUCUUACAGCUUGGACUUUCGGUUUUCACAUGCUGGUCAGCCCACAUUUGGUCCAAACACCCAGCAGGUGUGUGCUGAGAGGUUAUCACCCACAUCAGCACUCACGCAGAGGAGCCUCUCUGCUAUUGCCUUACAGGGGCAGUGUCGUCCUUUAUGCCGUUAUGAUUUCCUGGACAUUGGGGAGGUAGAAGAAAACAUGCGCCGCGCUCAAGCCUGUAAAAAAUUGAGACAUUUCAUAGUGGAUCCACACUUAGCAACACUAGUAGCAGAGCAGCUUGAACCUGACCUGCAGGAUCCUAAAACAAUUAUCUUCGAUUGUAGCCCAGGGCCCGGAGUGCUGACGAGGACACUGCUGAAAAAAGGAGCUCAGAGAGUUGUGGCUCUUGAGGGGGAUGCAUCCUUCCUACGGGAUCUCCAGGAAUUGGAGGGGCAUCUUGAUGGUCAGCUGAAAGUGCUUCAUUGUGACUUCUUUAAACUAGACCCUCUUGGCAGUGGAUCGAUCAUGCUUCCUGGCAUCAUGCGUAGUGACAAACUCUUCGAUGAUCUACGCAUAUCAGAAACUAACUGGACAGAUGAUGUUCCUGUAAAGGUGGUGGGCAUCCUGCCUCAACGUCAAGAGCGUAGGUGGCUGCUGAAGAUGAUUUAUGCUUUGUUUGAACAGCAGUCAUUCUACAGAUAUGGAAGAAUUGAGCUCAAUCUCUUCAUCACUGAAAAGGAGUACCUGAAACUGAUGGCGCCUCCUGGUGAAAUGUUUAACUACAGAGCCUUCAGUGUUCUCUGGCAGAUGGCCUGUGAUAUUGAACUGCUGCACAAGGAACCCUUGACAUCUUUUGUCGUGUCUCCAAAGCAGAAAGUAUCUCAUAAAAAGAGCAAGCUUCUUAAUGAUCACUUGUGUUUGGUACGUCUACGUCCGCGGCGGGAUCUAUUUUCUGCUGGCCUCACUCCUUUUAAUGCUUCUGCCCUGCUGAUGAUGGUCAAACAGUGUCUCGUCACCAAGUCAGUCAAGCUUGUUGACAAGCUCAAUUGCUGGGUACCUGAUAGUGGGAGUGAACUGUUGUCAAAGAUGAACUUAAAGGAGGACAUUUUGACAGGACAAAUUUUUCCAGAUGAGUAUCGUCAGCUGUUUUGCCUUAUGGAAAAAAGCGAGGAGUUCAUUGACAGCUGGUUAUAUGAUGAAGUCCUAGAGAACACAGAGAGAAUGGGUUGGUCGUAGAACAGUGAGAUACAGGUUAUGCGUGUAUUGAAAUUCUGCUCAGAUGUCUGCUUGUGUACUGUGCUCAACAACCUCAACAGAGAGAUCUUCAUGAACAUAUAAAAACUAAUUUUAAGUAUGUUUGUUAAUGAAAUUAACAGAACAAAAAAAUAAAAUAAAAUCCUUGCUGCAUAAGAAUUUUGUUCUUGUAAAAAUAAACAUUUUUGGAGUUCUGUAUAAAAUAUUUGAGUGGGUGUACAUUAGGCUGGCCUUCUACAGUAUGCCAAAAAUUGAAGUGACUUUCUUAAGGUGCUUCUUGACAAAGUUGUUCAUCUUGAUGAGA
Molecule: messenger RNA, 1906 nt
Organism: Thalassophryne amazonica
Lineage: Eukaryota; Metazoa; Chordata; Actinopteri; Batrachoidiformes; Batrachoididae
Gene: tfb2m
Product: transcription factor B2, mitochondrial
Exons: 10
Coding region: 220-1584 (454 amino acids)
Biological process (GO): rRNA methylation; transcription initiation at mitochondrial promoter
Cellular component (GO): mitochondrial matrix
Molecular function (GO): rRNA (adenine-N6,N6-)-dimethyltransferase activity; mitochondrial transcription factor activity
Source: RefSeq, a predicted model, not a curated record